Molecule: messenger RNA, 3667 nt
Organism: Orbicella faveolata
Lineage: Eukaryota; Metazoa; Cnidaria; Anthozoa; Scleractinia; Merulinidae
Cellular component (GO): cytosol
Source: RefSeq, a predicted model, not a curated record
GAAGUAUUGGUUUUUUGUGGAGGGAGGAAAACAAGAGAGCCUGGAGAAAAACCCUCAGAGCAAGGUGAGAACCAACCUCAAACUCAACCCACGUAUGGCACUGGACUGGAAUCAAGCCUGGGCCACAUUGGUGGGAGGCAAGCGCUAUCACCACUGCGCCAUCCCUGCUUCCCCAAAUUGAAUUAUUAAUUUACCACUGCAGUGAGUUGUUCUUUCAAUAAAGGGCUUCACAGCCAUAGUCCACAACUUAACAGUGAACUUUGCAGCAUUGUUGAAAGCAGACAGAAGUUCUACAAUGCUUUACUUUGCUAGAAUUGGAGAAAGAAAAACCUUUAGAAGUUGCUGAUGUUCACUUAUAGCCAAUUAUUUUUCGUUUAUUUUCAGUAAUUCGGCCUGUAGACUGGACAGUGUUUGGAACACCUAUACAAUUCCAUGAUGACUGUAGAUCGGCACAAUUUCAGCUUCUAAACCUUAACUGGGAGCUAGCUGUUCAGCUGGCAAAGGAACGAGACAGAGAAGUCUCGUUGAUGCCCUAUUCACCACUUGGCAUCUAAAAGGACAGAUGAGGAUGAUGAAAUUUAUCUUUAGCCUUUGCUCAACAUACAGUAUUUUGUUCUCUGUAGUAGUCUCUCUUCAAUCUUGACAACCUUUGUAAAUACAAUUACUUAUUCUUAGCAAUCUACACUUGCAUGUGGGGUUUUUGUGUUAAAUUUACUGAAAAUGCAAAACGUGCUGAUUGUCACAUGCAAAAACAUCUUUUAUUUACUUCCUACUGUACUAAGAUUUCAUUAAAGAAACAGUCUCAAAUGUUAUUUCAAUCGACAACUGUAGAGUAGGACAUGUAUAAGUUGUAAAGACUCAGGAAAACUGUGAAUCCCCAGAAAUAUUUAUGGAAUGUUACCAUGUGGCAAGGAAAAAGCCAAUUGGGUGUGAGAAAGCUAAACUGCAAACAACGAAGGUAAUUUGUUUUGUGGUUUUGAAGAUUGCUUAAAUGUCCUAAUUUUUAUUGUGACUGGUUAGUACAGUCAACUGACCUGUUAGAAUCAAACCAAAUUAAGCGUUCACGGUUUUUUGACUUGCACAGUGAAUAUUUAAUGGCUAUCUCAAUGACUUGCUAGUUCUUCAGCAUAAGAAUACAAGCUAUAAAACGGGAGACUGAGCUUGUGGGCUUGGUUAAUAAAUCUAAGAUAUUCACACAAAAUAUCAAUAUUCUUUUAGUACCCCAUUAAUAAUGACUUUUGUUUAUAGGCUACAACGCCAAAGUUAAUGCCUGAUAUCCUGGGAGGAAAGAAAGAGAGGUUUCAAACCAUAACUGUGAUGAAAGUUUAUUCUGCAAAAAGCAUUGACGAAUUACGAUUAGAAGACUAUCAGUACCUGACAAGACCUGGGUCUUCAACUUCAAGUUCAGUGUUCAACACCCAAAUCAAGACAGGUAAAUCUAGGAAAAUACGAAGUCAACAGGCAGAAUAUUGGUUAAAAUCAUCCGUUGAAGUGAGAUCUCCAAGUCCAAUGUCCACAGAUUCUAGUGCAGACGGCAAUUCUGAAGUUCCCCCACCACACACCUUCUCUCUCACUCCAACCAUCGAUUUUACUUCACAGUCCACCGCAGAUCCACGUGAUGUAUUUAGGCAACCGACAGAAACCCUGACUUCUUCAGAGGGAAGGCAGCUUACGGACUGUCUUUUGGAGAGUAUUGUCAAGUGCAUGCAAAUUCAGAACUCCCUCUACAGACUUGUGUUGCUCAAACUUAAUCAGCAUGUUACUAAUGCUCUGUCUGGGGAUACUGAAGCAUCAGACCUGCUCGAGGCUCGCCACACAGAAAGCGCCAGACAGAAUGGGACUUAUGAUCCAGGGGCUUUGCUGUGUGACUUAAAAGAGCCCCUAGAGGCGUUGAUGCGCUGUGCAGACAUUCAAAGAGGACUUUUUCAGAGAAUGAUCGCUGUGAACCUGAUGACAAGUGAAGACUUGUCUGAUGGAAGUUUACCUUCGACUCGCAAUCAAGAAUCGCCAGAAGUCACUGCACCACAAAUCAACAUGCUAGCUGUUCAAGCUGACCUUGAAGAGAUUGUUUUCAAAAGCAAAACGUUUUGUGACCAUGCACGAAAUCCCUUCACCAGUGAACAACUCAAGGCAUCCAGCAGCGAGGACGUCAUACAACAUAUAUCUGAAGAGAAGGGUCCGUUUAGCGUGCGAGCAGUCAACAGUGGGGCGUGUAGUCAACGUAAACUUCCCCACGGUUACGGCAGCCUUAAAACUGUGACAGGCAAAGUUGUAUACAGUGGGGACUGGCGAAAAGGCAAGAGACACGGGAAGGGUGAAGGAGUCAUUUUCUCGUUACCUCAGUGUUGUAAUAAGCCAAGUACUGAUGAUCAUGGAUUCUACACCGGGGGAUGGAAAAACAACAUGAGGCAUGGCAGUGGCAAAAUGACGUUUGUUUCCGGUGCUGUUUAUGAAGGCCAGUGGCAGUACGAUAAAAUGAGCGGUUAUGGGACCUUGAAGCUCCCGGAUGGGGUCAUUCAGGAAGGGACAUGGAAGGAAGGGUCAUUAGACGGUUGUGUCCUUUUCACUUGGCCCCAUGGUGUCACCGAGUACCGCGAGUAUGAGCCAGGCAGAGGUCAGCUCUCAUCCUGUAAAAUUGACGAGGACACUGCUGGACAGCUCUCACAGAUGAGCUCCAUUCGAUCGCAGCUCUCAAACGUGCGAGAAUGCUUGACCAGGCUGAAAGAAGGAAACCUCGGCCUUAAAGACGAGAUGAACACCCUGAAAACACAGGAAGCCGAGAUGACCAGGAUAUACCAAGGCAAUCUUUGUAAAAUUCGCCAAACUCUCAUCGUCCAGCAAGAGCAGGAUUACCAGAAAUUGCGAGAGGAAUUUGACAAGAAAUUGAAAGAUGCGGAGACAUCCUUCUGGAACAGUGCCGAAACAGUACGUACAUUAGAAAAAGAACUUGAACAAUCCCGGGAAGCGCAGCUGUGUCAGAUAUGUUUCGAGCGAUCACGUGACUGUAUCAUUAUGCCCUGUACUCAUUUUUUAUACUGCAGGACAUGUGUGACUGAGCAUAAAAAGAAGGGUGAUUCCCGCUGCCCCGCUUGCCGCGGACCUAUCUCCGGUGAAAUGUUAUGUAAUGUCAAUCAAUAAUCAAGAUAAUUUACAAAAGACUUCGUAAAGUAAAAAGUUCUCUUUCGCCUUAUUUGCAUUAGUUUGGUUGUUACAUUUUAUGGUGGUUGUUGCAAAUUAAUUCCAUUCCGUAUCGCGUAUUACAUGUAAAAACACAAUAUAGUCCGUCGAUCGUUUUGAUGAAAUUAUGACUCUGUUUUUGCUCUUUUUUCCUCAAAAACAAAAUUAGUUGUACUGAGGUUUCUCGUUUCAUAGGCGAUGUCUAUUGAUAAUAUAUUUCAGCUAUACUUUUGUGUUCAUGGACAAGACACUUGAUUUGUCUACCCAGAAGUAUAAAUGGGUACUCGCCUGCUUGCAGGCUGAGUAGGUAGCAGUAAUUAAUCUUUGAAAGGACACUAGUCAGCCUCCGCCAUUUUCAAUGCCACUGAAAUUAUUGAUAUUGCAUAGUGAAGCGAAAUCUUGUUUUAUUGUAAGUUGUGUUCCUGAAAGUAUUUUUAGUUACUUUAUUAGUUUACGGUGAUUUCCUUCGUUUCGACAUGCCCCGAAUAAA